AUGAAUCGCCUGACAAAAGCAACCACAGUUCCAGAACGAGAGGCCGCAGAAAAAGCGUACGAAAUGUUCGUGCGCUACGAGCAAGCCGCCGUCAAGGCACAACAGCCGCAAACCGAGUCGCCCAUGUUGCCGAGUGAACUGCUGCGCUCGGCCACAGAAGAGGAGUUUGUUCCGCCGGGAGUCCUGCCGGGUGUAGCAACUCAAGAUGGUGUUGCGUCACCAGACCUGGCUACCCAAGAAGCCGGUGCGCCGCUGAUCGCCCCAACGGACAAUUCCAAUCAAGAAGCCGCUAGUGCGCCAGUUCUCGCCGCGCAGGGACUGACUGACAGUGACUACCCAAACCCAACAGGGCCCUCAACAACUCCCGUUUCUCUGGAAAUUCCGGAAGCCAACCUGGAGACGCUUCUAUCGACAGAAGUGCCAAUGGAAGUGCAACAGGCAUCACGUAAAUGGCUGGCCACCUCCGACUCCAACGAACAAACAACAGACGCCCCCACGGCACCUCCAGCAGUCGAGGAAGACGGUUUUACCGUACCGAACUGGCGGCACACCACCAAGCCCAAAAGGCUUGAAAAUGUGCUUCCUCCACCUCCAGCCAUACGUGGCAAGGCUGCCAAGAUAGUGCAGCCUGGAGUUAGUUUUGCGUCCAUUGCCAGGGGACGGGCUGCUGAACAGCAGGCCCUUCCUCGCAGUGACUGUCGCCCACCCACCCGCAACCUGCAACUGCCUACCAACCCACAGCCGGAACCCAGUGCCGCUGGGCUACCCCCACCGCCCUCCCCGACUCGCACCAAAAAUGGACAGGCUGCCCCCACUGCGCAGAGUCCCGUUGCAAAACAGUGCCAGCCUAGUACUGACCCAGCGCCCCCCGCCCCCGCGGCCAGGGCGCACGGUCACCACGCUCCCAACAAACACAACCACAGUCAAGACCACAGUUUCCACCCCUCCCUGCACGACGACAAGUCCAUCCGGACAUUGCCGCAGCCGCACAGGCGGAAGCGGCAGGCACAGACACGAACACACCAACACCUCGCCGCCGCUCCUUCAGAGAGGCAUUAA
Schistocerca serialis cubense is the source of this 1059-nucleotide messenger RNA. Its product is annotated as nascent polypeptide-associated complex subunit alpha, muscle-specific form-like. The record is from RefSeq and is a predicted model, not a curated record. The coding region runs from base 1 to 1059 and encodes 352 amino acids. NCBI's taxonomy places the organism in Eukaryota, Metazoa, Arthropoda, Insecta, Orthoptera, Acrididae. The transcript is spliced from 3 exons.